Messenger RNA from Heterocephalus glaber (naked mole-rat), 4612 nucleotides. It is a transcript of the gene Atn1, whose product is annotated as atrophin 1. Lineage: Eukaryota; Metazoa; Chordata; Mammalia; Rodentia; Bathyergidae. Gene Ontology annotation, molecular function: transcription corepressor activity. The record is from RefSeq and is a predicted model, not a curated record. Gene Ontology annotation, cellular component: nucleus.
UUGAACUUGGGACCUUGCACUUGCCAGGCAGGUGCGGCACGACUGAGCCACACCCCCGACCCUCAGCUUUCAGGUCUUGUUCUUUGGAUUUUGUUGUUGCUGUUCAUAGUACCUUUACUUUGUACCUUUAUUUUUUGGGGUUUUUUUGAGAUAAGGUAUUGUCAUCCUCCUCCCUCAGCCUCCCAAGUGCUAGGAUUAUAGGUGUGCAACCACCGCACCUGGCUGCACAGCACUGGACCUGGAGCUCUGUCCCAGCUAUUUGUAACUUUCCCCCUAGUACUAAGGGUUGAACCUAGGGCCUUUGCACUGAGCUUAAUCCCCAGCCCUUUCUUAUUUUAAAACCAGGUCUCACUAAGUCAGCCAGCUGCCCAGGUUGAGUUUGAACCUGUGAUCCUCCUGCUUCAGCCUCCCAGAGUUCUGGGAUCACAGGUUUCCCGGGAAGUGCACCCUGCGAAUUCCAGAGCUGCAGUAACGCGCCUGCUGCCCAGCUUCUGGUCACAGCUGGGGACCUUCGGGCGGGGCACAGAGGUUUCUGUAUUCAGCUGCCCAGGCAGAGGAGAAUGGGGUCUUCACAGCCUAAAGAAUGAAGACUCGACAGAAUAAAGACUCGAUGUCAAUGAGGAGUGGACGGAAGAAAGAGGCCCCCGGGCCCCGGGAGGAGCUGAGAUCGAGGGGCCGGGCCUCCCCUGGAGGGGUUAGCACGUCCAGUAGCGAUGGCAAAGCCGAGAAGUCCAGGCAGACGGCCAAGCAGAAGGCCCGCGUGGAGGAAGCUUCCGCCCCCAAGGUCAGCAAGCAAGGCAGGAGCGAAGAGAUCUCAGAGAGUGAGAGCGAGGAGACCAGUGCACCAAAAAAGACCAAAACUGAGCAGGAGCUCCCUCGGCCACAGUCCCCCUCGGACUUGGACAGUCUGGAUGGGCGGAGCCUGAACGACGACGGCAGCAGUGACCCGAGGGACAUAGACCAGGACAACCGCAGCACCAGCCCCAGCAUCUACAGCCCCGGGAGCGUGGAGAAUGACUCGGAUUCCUCUUCCGGCCUGUCCCAGGGCCCAGCCCGGCCCUACCACCCGCCCCCACUUUUUCCUCCCUCCCCUCCGCCGCCAGACAGCGCGCCCAGACAGCCAGAGCCUGGCUUUGAGCCCCACCCCUCUGUGACGCCCACCGGCUAUCACGCUCCCUUGGAGCCCCCCACACCCCGAAUGUUCCAGGCUCCUGGGGCCCCUCCCCCUCACCCCCAGCUCUACCCUGGGGGGGCAGGUGGAGGAGUUUUGUCUGGACCUCCACUGGGCCCUAAAGGGGGAGGGGGUGCCUCUUCAGGGGGGGCCCCUAGUGGGGGCAAGCAGCACCCCCCACCCACUACCCCCAUUUCCAUAUCAAGCUCUGGGGCCAGUGGUGCUCCCCCAACAAAGCCACCUAACACCCCCGGGGGUGGUGGGAACCUAGCCUCGGCGCCUCCACCAGCCACUUUCCCCCAUGUGACUCCAAACCUGCCUCCCCCACCUGCCCUGAGACCCCUCAACAAUGCCUCAGUCUCUCCUCCUGGCCUGGCUGCCCAGCCAGUCCCUGGGCACCUGCCCUCUCCCCAUGCCAUGGGCGGACUUCCUCCGGGCACAGAGAAGGGCCCGGCUCUGGCCCCUUCGCCCCACCCCCUGCCCCCUGCUUCUUCCUCCUCUGCCCCAGCGCCCCCGAUGCGGUACCCCUAUUCGGCCUCUAGCAGCAUCUCCGCAGCGGCCUCCUCCAGCUCUUCCUCCUCUUCCUCCGCCUCCCAGUACCCAGCUUCCCAGGCCCUGCCCAGCUACCCGCACUCCUUCCCUCCCCCCACCAGCCUCUCGGUCUCCAAUCAGCCUCCCAAAUACACUCAGCCUUCUCUCCCCUCCCAGGCCGUGUGGAGCCAGGGUCCGCCCCCACCCCCUCCCUACGGCCGCCUCUUGGCCAACAGCAGUGCCCACCCGGGCCCCUUCCCUCCUGCUGGGGCCCAGUCCACUGGGGCUCCCCCAACCCCAGCACAUCACCACCACCACCAGCCGCAGCCGCCGCCUCCCCAGCAGCCGCCGCCGCAACAUCAUGGAGGCUCUGGGCCCCCGCCCCCGGGAGCGUACCCCCACCCUCUGGAGAGCAGUGGCUCCCACCACGCACACCCCUACACCAUGUCGCCCUCCCUGGGGUCGCUGAGGCCCUAUCCCCCGGGGCCAGCACACCUGCCCCCAUCCCACGGCCAGGUGUCCUACAGCCAGGCAGGCCCCAGCGGCCCCCCAGUCUCCUCCUCUUCCAACUCCUCCUCUUCCUCUCAAGGGUCUUACCCUUGCUCGCACCCCUCCCCUUCCCAGGGUCCCCAGGCGGCGCCCUACCCCUUCCCCUCGGUGCCUCCGGUCACCACUUCCUCGGCCACCCUUUCCACGGUCAUCGCCACUGUGGCUUCCUCGCCAGCAGGCUACAAAACGGCCUCCCCACCUGGGCCCCCGCCCUACGGCAAGAGAGCCCCGUCCCCGUCCCCGGGGACCUACAAGACGGCCACCCCGCCCGGGUACAAGCCGGGCUCGCCGCCCUCCUUCAGAACGGGGACCCCGCCGGGCUAUCGGGGUGCCUCCCCGCCUGCAGCCCCGGGGCCCUUCAAGCCCGGCUCGCCCACCGUGGGGCCAGGGCCUCUGCCGCCCCCGGGGCCCUCGAGUCUGUCAUCCCUGCCGCCGCCAGCCGCUGCCCCUGCUUCGGGCCCCCCCCUGAGCGCCACGCAGAUCAAACAGGAGCCGGCUGAGGAGUACGAGGCCCCUGAGAGCCCGGCGCCCCCGGCCCGCAGCCCCUCGCCCCCUCCCAAGGUGGUGGACGUGCCCAGCCACGCCAGCCAGUCGGCCAGGUUCAACAAACACCUGGACCGCGGCUUCAAUUCGUGCGCGCGCAGCGACUUGUACUUCGUGCCGCUGGAGGGCUCCAAGCUGGCCAAGAAGCGGGCCGACCUAGUGGAGAAGGUGCGGCGCGAGGCCGAGCAGCGCGCACGCGAAGAAAAGGAGCGGGAGCGGGAGCGGGAGCGCGAGAAGGAGCGCGAGCGCGAGAAAGAGCGCGAGCUGGAACGCAGCGUGAAAUUGGCGCAGGAGGGUCGUGCUCCAGUGGAGUGCACAUCUUUGGGUCCAGUGCCCCAUCGCCCUCCGUUUGAGCCUGGCAGUGCUGUGGCCACAGUGCCCCCCUACCUGGGUCCCGACACUCCAGCCCUGCGCACUCUCAGUGAAUAUGCCCGACCUCACGUCAUGUCUCCAGGCAAUCGCAACCACCCUUUCUACGUGCCCCUGGGGGCAGUGGACCCGGGGCUCCUGGGUUACCCGGCCCUGUACAGCAGUGACCCCGCUGCUCGUGAGAGGGAGCGGGAAGCCCGUGAACGAGACCUUCGUGACCGUCUCAAACCUGGCUUCGAGGUGAAGCCUAGUGAGCUGGAACCCCUGCAUGGGGUUCCGGGGCCCGGCCUGGAUCCCUUCCCCCGGCACGGGGGCCUGGCCCUGCAGCCCGGCCCGCCGGGCCUGCACCCUUUCCCUUUCCACCCGAGCCUGGGGCCCCUGGAGCGAGAGCGUCUAGCGCUGGCGGCUGGGCCAGCCUUGCGGCCUGACAUGUCCUAUGCCGAGCGGCUGGCAGCUGAGAGGCAGCACGCAGAAAGGGUAGCAGCCUUGGGGAAUGACCCGCUGGCCCGGCUACAGAUGCUCAAUGUGACCCCGCAUCACCACCAGCACUCCCACAUCCACUCGCACCUCCACCUGCACCAGCAGGAUGCCAUCCAUGCAGCCUCUGCCUCGGUGCACCCUCUCAUUGACCCCCUGGCCUCAGGCUCUCACCUUACUCGAAUCCCCUAUCCGGCCGGGACCCUCCCUAACCCCCUUCUUCCUCACCCUCUGCACGAGAAUGAAGUUCUUCGUCACCAGCUCUUUGCUGCCCCUUACCGGGACCUGCCAGCCUCCCUGUCUGCUCCGAUGUCGGCCGCUCACCAGCUGCAGGCCAUGCACGCGCAGUCAGCCGAGCUGCAGCGCUUGGCACUGGAGCAGCAGCAGUGGCUGCAUGCACAUCACCCCCUGCACAGCGUGCCGCUGCCUGCCCAGGAGGACUACUACAGUCACCUGAAGAAGGAAAGUGACAAGCCGCUGUAGAGCCUGUGACUCCCAGGGCUCCUGCACCCAGAACACAGACCGCUCCUGCCUGCCUGGAGCCCGGAGCCAGGAGAGGCUGCUGCUCAGCCGCAGGGCCUCUGCUGCUGGGCCAGGGAGGAGGGCCGGCGGGACACAGCAGGCUGAGGCCUGGGUGUGGAGGGGCGGGGAGAACCCCCGCUGUCUUGGACCAGGUCCCUUUCUUGUCCCUGGCUCCCCUCCUCCCAGAUGCCCGACCUUCAGUGGCACCACCCCUCCCUGACCCCGUUGGUGUGAUUAUUUCAUCUGUUAGAUGUGGCUGUUUUGCGUAGCAUCGUGUGCCACCCCUGCCCUGCCCUGCCCCGUCCCUGUGUGCGCAACCCCUCUGCGAUGUAUUCCCUUGCCCUGCCCCACAUUAAUAAUUUAUAUAUAUAAAUAUCUAUAUGACGCUCUUUAAAAAAACAUCCCAAUCAAAACCAACCAAACAAAAACACCCUCACGACUCCCCAGAAA